This is a messenger RNA of Salpingoeca rosetta, 1514 nucleotides long. RefSeq lists its product as uncharacterized. The record is from RefSeq and is a predicted model, not a curated record. Bases 151 to 888 code for a protein of 245 amino acids. The transcript is spliced from 12 exons. NCBI's taxonomy places the organism in Eukaryota, Choanoflagellata, Craspedida, Salpingoecidae.
GCUUGUUUACCCCAGCGUGUUGCACAUUCUCGCCACUUUGCCGCAACACCUUCCUCCAGCGCCAUCUUGAUUGACCACGACAGCCUUCUCCACCUCCGUUGUCAAGGACCACGCGCGCUUUCGACGUUUCGAUCGAGGAUCUCUCGCAUCAUGACAGUGGACGCAGGAGCACAGACCAAGGUGCUGGGACCAGCCGCAGCAUUCAAGGGCCCUGGCCCUGCCGGGUACACGCUGCCAUCAGCCUUUGGCAGUGCAACCGACAAACGGCUCAAGAGUGCCCCGUCGUUUUCUUUCGGCACCCGCGCUUCCCCAAAACCCAAAGAAGCAAGCCCCGGUCCCGUGUACAAGAUUGAUCAAGCGCUGACAAGCCGUGGCCGGGCCACCGCCCCUGCCUAUUCCCUGGGCAGCCGUGCCUCCCCGCUCAAGGCCCCCAAGACACCCGGCCCCGGGGAGUACAGGGCCACAGCGCUGGAUCGCGCCUCGACCGUCCGCACCGCACCAGCGUUCUCCAUGGGAGGGCGGCCCCGCUCGCCAAAGGACAUGGCAGUCCCUGCCCCGGGCACGUACAAGCUCCCUCCUCUCAUGAGCACCUCGCCCAUCUCCAGCAAGCAGUCCUCUGCCAGCUUCACCAUGAGCGGCCGCCUCAAAACGGGCAGCUUCCACACCGACCACGCCAAAACCCCUGCCCCAGGCACCUACAACCCAGUCACCCUCGACAGUCGUAAGCGUCGUGCCCCUACAUACGUGAUGACAUCUCGUCGCGCCGACAAGUCCACGUCCAUCACUCCUGGACCAAACACUUACAGCGUGCGCAGCAUGGACAAGCCCAAGGGUGGUACCCUCGGUGUGCGCUAUUCAGAGUACAUGUAUCUCCCCCACGCCAUGUAAGCGGAUCCCACCAUCCCAAACCACAAAGUGGCGCGCACUGUUGCUGCUCCCCGUCCAGCGAGAGAGAGAGGAACAUCAACUCUGACCGCACUUCGUCACCACAACUUGUCGCCCCCUCCCCUCCCCCCCCCAUUGCAUACACUCAAAGAAGAGCAAACCAGACUUAUUUCCGCAGUCCUUGGCAUUUGCCCGCUAUCAACAGCACUUUGUUGCUGUUGUAGUUCUUGUUGUGUUGUGUGAAUCACGUUCUUUUUAUCCACGCCUGUCGCGCUGUUGUCCCUUGCUAACUCGGCCCCUCUGUGUUUCAUGUCAGUCGCAUGUGUGGUCUUGUAGUUUUCUUCAUCAGCUGACGUGUUGGGGAACCAAGCACAUUGAUUGCUUUACCUGCUCAUUGUACAUACACAAGUCUGCAUGACUUUCAACCUGGUUGCUGCCUGAUGCGCGAUGGAAACAUUGUUUGUCUUGAUGACGUGUGAUGAUGCGUGGCGCGUGCUUUUCUUGACCUCUUCCCCCCUUCUCUUGCUUGCGAUGUUCGCAACAUAUCACGAUGUUAAUCCUCGAUGAAUUGUUCUCACGCAAACGACAAAGUAAGAGAGCCAAGGAGCAUAAAGCAGAGAGAAACACAG